AUGAACUACGAGGCAGAUCGUCAGACACGCGAAGUAUAUCGAUAUUUCCAACCAGAAAAUCCAGCGGCGCUUAAUGCUUCACUUCUUCAAUUUGAUGACCAUGUGGCCUCAAUAGCAGAUUUUCCAAGAGUAACAACCCCCUUUGCACCCGAUGCCUCGGAGUCAGAGGCAAGUUUUGCUGAAGGCAGCUCUCCAUCAAGUCCAAAUACAACUUUGACUUCUUUUGCACAGCUGGCUGCUCUACGCUUGAACGCACAGCGUGCUUUUAUUACUAUAUUAAACAUCGACUCUCAGUUUAUAUUGGCUGAAGCCACAAGAAACACCAACCUUAGAAGCUCAAAUUCAUCUGUCGGAGAAGGAGACACACUCUUCGCGGGAACAUCAACAUUGUCAGAUGCUUGGAAUAUAUGCCAGGAAACAGUUGCAAUUGGUUCAGACAACGAAGAUGGAUUGUAUUCAUUUUUGGUCGUCAACGAUCUUCACAAGGAAGAACGAUUCAAAGGAUUGCCUUUUGUGACAAAAGAGCCACACUCUCGUUUUUAUGCCGGCACGCCUCUGACCAGCGAUAGUGGUAUCAAUUUGGGAUGCUUGUUUGUAUUGGAUUCUGAGCCCCGUCAAGGGCUAUCCGAUAUUGAGAAGGAUACAUUAGGCAAAGUUGCAGAGUUGGUGAUGGACUAUUUAUUGGUUAGCCGUCAAGCCGCAGAAGGACGACGGGCCUCGCGGUUAUCGCGUGGUCUCCAUCUUUUCGUCGACGGCAACUCCAGUUUUGCCAGAAACACUCACAUGUCAUCUCGGUCGAACAGCUCAGCACAGAGUUUGUCCCCGCGGGCAUCACCUCACCUCAGAGCCAGCCGAUCUACAAGCUCCCAGAAUGAUGAACUAAAAUUUCGAUCAGCACGCUCUGGAUCAGUAAAUGCGUCUCAAAGUGGCGGUCCACAAAACUUGGGUCCAGAUUAUAACCAGAAUGACACAUGUGUCCCCCCUAGUCCAACAGCAUCGUUGCACAGCUCGCGAGUGGACGAGAGUGGUUCGGAGGACUCCUCCAGCAGCAACCAUUGGCUUUUUCAACGUGCUGCGAACCUCUUGCGACAAAGUCUGGACUUGGACGGUGCUGGCGGUGUCAUGUUUUUGGAGACCGGUGAUAACUCCUCCGAGUAUGUCGCAGCUGAUCAUUGUGACUCCGCUGAAUCCAUAAAUCCUGCUCCUAUUCUUGCUCUAUCCACCAGAGAUGAUCCGUUUUCAUACCAGGCAAGCUCUACACUGUCAGAUCCAGCUGUCAACCUCGACAAUGGGUUCCUGAGAGAGUUGACGCGGCGCUAUCCUAAAGGAAAACUCUGGUCAUUCCACCACGAUGGGACAUUUUCAACUUCGGAAGAUCAGUUAACCGACGAGUCUCAGAAACAAAGGAAGAAGUCCAAGGCUUCGGAGACCAGCAAAUUGAAUGAGUUCUUCCCUCAUGCAUCUCAAAUUAUGUUUGUCCCGCUCUGGAAUGCCACAGAUACCCAGUGGUUCGCUGGAUGCUUUUGUUGGACUUCCCAGCCAACACAAGUUUUCAGUCCUGUUGUUGAUCUGAGCUCAGUAUUUGCCUUCGGAUCCUCUAUUAUGACCGAAUACAGCCGUGUUGAAUCAGUUAUCGCAGACCGCCAAAAGGGUGAUUUUAUAAGCAGCAUUUCUCAUGAAUUACGCAGCCCGUUGCAUGGUGUUUUGGCUGCUGCUGAGUUUUUUGGGGGUACCACCUUGGACCAGUUCCAGGAGACCCUCCUCGAUACGAUAAAUGCAUGUGGUCGAACUCUCUUGGAUACAAUGAACCAAGUUUUAGACUUCAGCAAAAUCAUGUCAUUGGAAAGACACAAGAAAACCUUCAGGCGUGGGAAAGAUCCGUGGAAACCAAAACCCUCCGAGGAAAAUGUGGCGCGCCUAGAUACAUUGGUCUUGACAGAUGUGGCUCUCUUGACAGAGGAUGUUAUAGACAGUGUGUGCUUGGGUCAUUCCCAUAUACAGAGAUCAGCCACGUCCACCAAUCGCCCCACAGAUAUCUUGUCAACCCUCCCUUCCAAGCCAGCAAAAGAUGGCAGCCAAGUUGGUCAUAUUUCAGGAGUGGACGUCGUUGUUGACAUUGCUGAUAAUGACUGGAUGUACAAAGUCCAACCGGGGUCGUUGAGACGCCUAAUUAUGAAUAUUCUUGGCAAUGCACUGAAAUAUACCAAGAAGGGUCGAAUCUCUGUCUGCAUUGAGGCCACUGAGCGCUCAAAAGGUCGCUCUCGACGCCAAGGCCUCGAAGAUAUGGUGACUUUGACCAUCUCAGACACGGGUAAGGGCAUCUCGAAAGAAUAUCUUCAGAAGCACCUGUUCACCCCGUUCUCACAAGAAGAUCCGCUGUCGGUAGGGACUGGUCUUGGUCUAUCAAUUGUUCGAGGGAUUGUGAAAACUCUCAACGGGAAAAUCAAUGUUCGAAGUCGACAGGGUGAAGGCACUAUUGUCAAGGUGUCGUUUCCUCUCGAACGUCUAGUUGGGGAUGAAAAUCCCCAAUCAACGUCUCAUAAGGAGAACUCGGACCAAAAUAUACCCACGGCAUCUUCUCAACUCCGACGUAUCGGCUGUAGUGGGAAACGUGCUGCUAUAUGGAGAGAACCGUCUCGUCUUGGUGACCAUCAGUUCUGGGCGGCCAUAGCCCGGUAUAUCACUGACUGGUAUGGUCUACAGCUUGUCCCUCUGUCUACCAAUGAGCCUAUUGACAUUCUGUUUGCGGAUGAAAGGGAUUUGUCUGCAAAAGAAAUACACGAUUUCCCGAAAGGAUUACCAAAUAUGCUCGUCUUUUGCAGCGAGACAGGCGACUCUAGCGAUUAUAGGGCACAGUGGUCGCAUCUUGCUGGCUCACUGGCAAUUCUCCAUCGACCUUGUGGUCCACGCAAACUUUCCCGUGGUAUUUUGAGCUGCCUUGAUACAAAGCCGACAAUCACUACGCAGGAUCACGGGCAAGGCUUAGAACUUCCAGAGCGACCCGCUCUUACAAGCUUGGCUCUACUAGUUGAAGAGUCCAACCCCUUAUUACCAGGAAAUCCACGAUCACCAGAUGCUGACCCAUCAAUUCCCAUGUCUGCGUCCAGCAAUCGCACCAUUGGUCGUACAGAACAUAGCGCUUUUGUGUUGACAUCGUAUACUGACAGCUCUGGUCGCACAAUAUCAGGGAUUACUGAUUCCACCAAUCCUGUGUCUUCUUCAUCUUUUCGAUCUUCAUAUGGCGGCUCAGAUCAUGUCAGUACCUCAUCUGGGAGCCAAAGAAGACCUCGUGUCUUGGUGGUCGAUGACAACAACAUCAACCUCCACUUGAUGAUGACUUUCAUGAACAAACGAAAAGUCGUGGUCCUAGAUAAAGCCGAGAAUGGAAGAGCAGCUGUCGAUGCGGUUGAAAGGAUGUUGCAGGGAUAUGACCUUAUUUUCAUGGACAUGUCCAUGCCAGUUAUGGACGGAUUCGAGGCGACGCGUGCCAUUCGUGCAAUCGAGAAAGGACGGGAUGGGUGUAUUCCGGCAACAAUCAUCGCUUUGACAGGACUAAGCAGUUCACGCGAUGAGUUCAGGGCCUUGGACUCAGGAGUGGAUCUUUUCCUUAUGAAGCCUGUUUCUUUCAAGGAAGUAUCAAGGCUUAUUGAUGAAUGGGAGGCCAAACAGCUGAAAUAG
Penicillium expansum is the source of this 3678-nucleotide messenger RNA. RefSeq names its product hybrid sensor histidine kinase/response regulator. Gene Ontology annotation, molecular function: phosphorelay sensor kinase activity. Bases 1 to 3678 code for a protein of 1225 amino acids. The transcript has 3 exons. The record is from RefSeq and is a predicted model, not a curated record. NCBI's taxonomy places the organism in Eukaryota, Fungi, Ascomycota, Eurotiomycetes, Eurotiales, Aspergillaceae. Gene Ontology annotation, biological process: phosphorylation; phosphorelay signal transduction system.